UACACGAAACCUGGACGCAUGUGUAAUACGACGGACGUACGCAAUUGGAGUAAACACAUACGUACCCAUGAAAUCAAGAUAUAGGUACCAACGGCAGUAUAGAUCAGUAAAUUAUAUCGAAAGAGUUAUGGUGCGCGUUUAGCUAUCGUUUAAAUCGGAAAUCUACUCGGAACCACCGGGUACAGCUAUUUCAUUAUAAUUAUAAUGUAUAUUAUAUACUAAGUACUUGUAUGUAUUCGUCAUGUAAUAUAAUCAAUCGCACAUCAGAUUUCAAAAUACGUUUCGUUAGAUAUGACUUAAUUGUAUUGUAAUGUUGUACACAGUACAGACAUAGCAGGCUGGUAGGUACACUAUAUACUAGCUGGUAUAAACAUACAACAGGCCAGACGGUUGAGAAAUGAAUUCGAUGGAAAACUCAGAGACCAGCUACAACUUGCCGACGGGCAGUUGCUCGACAAUGGUCAGAAAUCUAGUAUCUCAAUUCAACGACUUGUUCAGUGAUUUCAAUCGAUACAUCUCUCCGGCCUAUCACCACGACCGAUGCGAACGAUCGGUGCACAUGCGUUUGUAUUCGAUGAACAAACGGGAAUUCGUAAUGGUGUUCAUCGUCCUGUUGACGGCCAUGGGACUGGUGUUAUUCAUCGGAUUGACGGGACCUCCGAUCACACUGACGAGUAAGAUAAGCGGAGUUGAAGUACUGAAGCACACGAACGGAUCUUUGCCACAGGGCCCAUUCGUCAUGAAAACUCCUAGUCUGUCGGUGUAUAACCAACGAUUGUGGUUAAUCGCAGUCGUGCUGACGGACAACAAAGACGACGAGACUUAUGAUAAAAGCUUCAAGAUCAGCAUGGCUAUCAAGGGAAUCACCCCUCAGCACAAAACCACUGAUAUAGUAAAAGUUUUUAAAAACAACAGGACAAGACAUUUACUUUGCAAACAACAGAUAUGUAGCCAAGUGCCUAUUGCUCAUAUUGGCUACAUACACUUUACUCAUUAUACGUUUGAGGUAGAUUUUUAUAAUCUAGAGACUUUUCAUCAAAAGUAUCAAGUAAAAGAAGUCAUGUUCUAUUACAAAUCGUACAACCCGGGAUACACCCAAAUGGAAAUAUGGUUCAGGCUGAUUUAUUUACUCAGCGCAUUUGGAGUACUUUGUUGCUUUGCGAAUUCACUAAGGAAAUUUCCAGUGGUGGAUUGGUCGUACGAACAAAAAUGGACUGUUGUCUUAUUGCCACUGUUAAUAUUAUUUAAUGAUCCAAUAUUUCCUUUGACACUUCUCACAAGCAAUCAACUAAUCGGAAUGUUAGAUGGUGUCUUCCAAAUAACAUUUAUCUGUGCAAUUUUAUUUUUUUGGCUUUGCAUUUAUCACGGAUUACGUCAAAAUGAAAGAAAACCGAUUGCAUUUUAUCUCCCAAAAGCAAUUUUAGUAGGUCCAUUUUGGAUAUGUGGUGUUAUAAUGGCUAAAUAUCGUCGAAUGAAUGAAUUUGAUGACCCAGCAUUCAGUUACGAGAUUGAUUCUAGCGCAUACACAAAUAUCAAGUCUUUUGUAGGCAUUUUUGUAAUCAUAUACAUAGUGUAUCUAGUAUGCUUGAUUUUAAGAGCAUACAGUGAUUUGCGUUCAAUGCCAUAUUUUGAUGCUAGACUGAAAUUUGUAACUAUUUCAAUGGUCAUAUCACUUAUAAUAUGUUCAACCAUAACACAUAUGCAAUAUGGGCUUGGCUUGAUUGAAGACUCAUUUGCUGCAGACUUGAACACAGAAUAUAUGACGUCAGCAUUAUUUAUGACCUUUUAUGGUAUUUGUAAUUUCUAUGUGUUUACAUUGGCUGCUGUUUACUCCCCGACAAAAAAACCAGGAUUUGAGUCUUCGGUAACAAAAGAUAAUCCUGCAUUCUCAAUGGUCAAUGAUUCUGAAGAAGACAUACCAUAUGGUUCAGACGAAGAAAGCCACAAGCCACUAAACCCUCCCAACGAUGACAGUGAUUAAUUAUUUAUUGUUUAUUUGUACAUAAACUCUAUUUGGUCUUUUAUAAACUUUUUCAAGUUCAAUAAUUACAUUAAAAAAGUAAUUUUUCGAAAAAUUACAAUUUAAAAUAUUUGUUUACAAAACUAUGUUCUUGCAAUUUAAACUAAUUAACCCCAAACCUAGUGGUUAGUCAAAAUAAAUAAAUAUUUAACAUAUUUAUUUAUUUUAUAUCAUAUUAUCGAUUUAACAAUAUUUUUUAAAUUAUCAAUAACAACUUACUAAUGACUGAUUAAAAAAUAAGGAUACCAAAUACCAGUUUAGAUUUUAGUUGUUGAGAAAAGUAUUCGCCCAUGAUUUUGUAAAAUAUAUUUAUUUGAAUGUAACUAAUUUAGUCGGAUUAUUCAUUUAUUCAACUUUAUACUAAUGGAUAAAAUGUAUUAUUAUGAAUUAUUUUAAUAUUCUCAAUAUCAUCAUAAUAUUAUCUUUGAUAUUAUAACAUAUUCUGAGAAAUAAGAUCAUAUAUAGGUAAAAUUGUUUUUUCUUUUAUAAUUUAAAGACAGAUUGUAAGAUAUUUCAGUUUUUUCUUAUAUAUUAUGUAUACCAUAUUUUAUUAAUUAAUUUUGUACUUUAACCUUUAUGAAAAAAAAAUGAAUAAAAAGACUUAUCUUAAUUUCAAA
Metopolophium dirhodum (rose-grain aphid) is the source of this 2637-nucleotide messenger RNA. Its product is annotated as transmembrane protein 181. The record is from RefSeq and is a predicted model, not a curated record. NCBI's taxonomy places the organism in Eukaryota, Metazoa, Arthropoda, Insecta, Hemiptera, Aphididae. Gene Ontology annotation, molecular function: toxic substance binding. The transcript is spliced from 13 exons. Bases 398 to 1981 code for a protein of 527 amino acids.